UUAAUCAUUUUCGGCCAGUACCCCUCCAGCAAGAGCAAGGAAGCUCUCAAAUCUCUCACCAUUGUUGAAGGAAGCUCCAACAAGAAGGAAAACGUUUAAGUUCCAAAAGUGUGCAAAACUUGAGGAAGGGCUAGGAACUUGAUUAAAGUAUUUUUGAACUUCGCCGGAGUUUCGCUGGAGUUGGUCAAAGUUCGCCGGAGUUGGUCAAAGUUCGCCGGAAUUAGUCAAAGUUCAACCGGGGAGCGUAGAACGCGCUUAAGCUCACUUAAGUUUCAGGUAGAACUUGAAGGUUGCUACCACCGGCUGCUGUGUUCGGGAAGAUUCAGGAACAAAGACUUGGUUCGUGCUUCUACCGUUCUUGUUUUGGAAAAAAACAAUAUGAAUAAUGCUCAUGGAUAUUAUUUUCUGAAUAUACAUUUCAGGUGCUUGUAUGCCCAUGUUUGCCAAGUGUGGCUUGAACACUUGAAAUAUUACUUCCGCUGUCUUUAAAUUAAUAUUUUACAUUAUGUUUGUUUAUGGAUGUACUAUGUUUGAAUGAUAUUCCAGACGCCUUGUAUAGUAUUGAUGUGUUGGACUGCGGUUGACUAUUCGUACUGUACGGCGGAUUGCUGACGUGUCCGGGUAGGUCCGGGGCGUGACAAUUGGUGUUCAUUUGUAUAUGUUUUAGAAAGUGAGAAAAGUGUGUGAAGAGUAAAAUACACUUAGAGUAGAAGUGUAUUGGUGAGGAUUGGUUUUUUGUAAUAGUUGAGUUUGAGAGUUUGUUCCUCCUAUUGUAAUUCUGUUCCUGAUAUUGAAUAGAAGAAUUUUCCAAUCCCAACAACUCGUAAUCAGGAAUGCAACGCUUUGGCAGUCGUGGCUAGUCUUAUGCUGUUGUUUCUGGUCGACGGGCAAGGGUAGACAAAAGAAAGGCGGAUAAGUUGAGGCGAAGCUUGGGUUCGAUUCAGCAACAAGAGAUAUCAAUGGAGGAUAUCGUCAAUCAAUACAAAAGCAUGGCUAUUGAGGCGGGUGAAUGGCAGGCUCGUCCCCCUCCCGAGCCGCCGCCAUGGAGUGCAAGAGGGUCUAGAGUUUGGAAGAAGAUGAGUGAAUUUUGUUUUAAUUCCAUUUUAUUUUAUUUGUGUUUUUCUUUCGAAUUGCAUGUUGUUUUGGGUGUGUUCUUAUUUCCUAGCAGAAAGAUUCUAGAAUUUAGGUCAAGUGAUGAGAAGUAUGGUUUGCCUAUCAGGCUAUCAUUGGCUCAGUAUAGGGGUGGAUCGGGCCCGGGUCGGGCCUGGAUGAGAUUUUGGUUUGGGAAAUCAGGCCCGUGAUCGGUCCGGUCCGCCAAAUAUCCAUCCCGUAGCCCGCCUCAAACACCCCCCGGUUUGGGCGUCAAGGCCCGUUUCGGGCCGGUCCGAACCGGCCCAGUCCAUGCCUAGCUCAGUAAGCCCAUUGCAAGAUCAGUGAAUUUUAUUGCUUCUACAGAGGUGAUAGAUUCUAAGUCUUGUUCAAGGGCGGACGACAAACAAAAGACUUUUCAUCGUUUUGUUUCCUGCUUUUUUUUUCUGAUUGUAUUUUCAGCCAAGUGAUGAACAUUUUAUUGAUUUAAUA
This is a messenger RNA of Cuscuta epithymum, 1581 nucleotides long. The record is from the annotation of a GenBank genome assembly. NCBI's taxonomy places the organism in Eukaryota, Viridiplantae, Streptophyta, Magnoliopsida, Solanales, Convolvulaceae.